Cricetulus griseus (Chinese hamster) is the source of this 1533-nucleotide messenger RNA. NCBI's taxonomy places the organism in Eukaryota, Metazoa, Chordata, Mammalia, Rodentia, Cricetidae. The record is from RefSeq and is a predicted model, not a curated record.
AUGGCAGAGUUAAAGUACAUUUCUGGAUUUGGGAACGAGUGUGCUUCAGAGGACCCUCGCUGCCCGGGUUCCUUGCCAGAAGGACAGAAUAAUCCUCAAGUCUGCCCCUACAAUCUCUACGCGGAGCAGCUCUCGGGAUCAGCCUUCACUUGUCCACGGAGCACCAAUAAGAGAAGCUGGCUGUAUAGGAUUCUCCCUUCAGUUUCUCACAAGCCCUUUGAGUCCAUUGACCAAGGCCACCUGACUCACAACUGGGAUGAAGUUGGCCCUGAUCCUAACCAGCUUAGAUGGAAACCAUUUGAGAUUCCAAAAGUGUCUCAGAAGAAAGUGGACUUUGUGAGUGGUCUGCACACCUUAUGUGGAGCUGGAGACAUCAAGUCUAACAAUGGGCUUGCUGUUCACAUUUUCCUGUGUAACUCCUCCAUGGAGAACAGAUGCUUUUACAAUUCAGAUGGGGAUUUCCUGAUUGUUCCCCAGAAAGGGAAGCUUCUCAUUUACACAGAGUUUGGCAAGAUGCUCCUGCAGCCCAAUGAGAUCUGCGUCAUUCAGAGAGGAAUGCGAUUCAGCGUCGAUGUCUUCGAAGAGACCAGGGGCUACAUCCUGGAGGUCUAUGGUGUCCACUUUGAGUUACCUGACCUGGGGCCCAUUGGAGCAAAUGGCCUGGCCAAUCCUCGCGAUUUCUUGAUCCCUGUUGCCUGGUAUGAAGAUCGUCAAGUGCCAGGUGGUUACACUGUGAUUAAUAAAUAUCAGGGCAAGCUGUUUGCUUCCAAACAGGAUGCCUCCCCAUUCAAUGUUGUGGCCUGGCAUGGAAACUAUACACCCUACAAGUACAACCUAGAGAACUUCAUGGUUAUCAAUGCAGUGGCCUUUGACCAUGCGGAUCCUUCCAUCUUCACAGUGCUGACUGCCAAGUCUACCCGACCUGGGGUGGCCAUCGCUGACUUUGUCAUCUUCCCACCUCGGUGGGGGGUAGCAGAUAAAACCUUUAGGCCUCCUUAUUACCACAGGAACUGCAUGAGUGAAUUCAUGGGACUCAUCAAAGGUCACUAUGAGGCAAAGCAAGAUGGAUUCCAGCCAGGGGGAGGCAGCUUGCACAGUGCCAUGACCCCCCAUGGCCCAGAUGCAGACUGCUUUGAGAAGGCCACCAAAGCUAAAUUGGCACCUGAGAGGAUAGCUGAUGGCACCAUGGCAUUUAUGUUUGAAACUUCCUUGAGUUUGGCGGUCACCAAGUGGGGACUCAAGACCUGUAGUUGUUUGGAUAAGAACUACUACAAGUGCUGGGAGCCUCUCAAGAGCCACUUCACCCCCAAUUCCAGGAAUCCGACAGAACCUAAGUGAGAUUGAAGCCUGCUCCUGUAAUUGAGAAUAGAUUUUCAUGGUUUCCUUGAGAAUCUCACACCCACUGGGCAUGUGGGGGCAGUGAUUACAAUGAGAGCUCACUUUUCAUAGUCAAGUAACUCAGAGUGUUUGUGGAAAUGCAUUCAGGAAUGCCUAUGGCUUUCUAAUUACUCAAUAAAUAUGUGCAAAUGGUCA